AGGCGGGCGUGCGCACGCUCUGACGUAGGCCCGGCCGGCGGCGGGCAGGGCAGGGCGGGAGCGGUCGCCGCCGAGGACUGGAGCCGAGCCUCACGGCCGCCCUGACAGCAUGUAAACAACCUUUCGCCGAGAACCCAGGUCACCACUGAGAAGGGUGCCUUAAGGGAGAAGACUAUCAGAGGACACCAAUGCCAGGCGUGUCUGGAAUAGUGCUCGGUACAGGCAGCAUGAGACGUUCUGUGCCAGCCUCUGUGUGCUACUGGCAAAGGCUGGGGCUCUCCUGGUAGGAGGGUCCUGGGGCAGCCAGUACCAGGAGCCCCCCAAGGGAGCAUGGGACCAGCUAUGAACUCUUUACAGUGAACUUGGUUUAGCUUAUGAAGGAAUUGUAAAGGUUACUUACUUCGUACAUACGGAAGCCCUUGACAUUCAGAAGCCUUUGGUGUGAAGUGCCAGCAGCUGCCCUUGUCUACUGGAGUUAACAGGGUUCUUCUGGCACCAAAGUGAACUCUUCUUGGUACUUCUGGCAAUACAGAUCUUUAGGACAAAUCCACCUGCUGAAUGCUUUGGGGCAGGAGAAAAGUAAAGCCUUGGAAGCAGCCACGUGGCCGAACAGAAAACUCUCCCUUGUCGCUCGUCUGCCCAGACACUCGGUGUGACCCUUUUCUACUGCUAUUCUGCGCCACAGUUGUUUUCAGGCAGUUGGAUGACAUGAACUUUGAGAUGGAGUUUGUCACCCGUGGUGGACUGGCUGCCUUUCCAAGGCUUUUGCUGUCAGAAGGGACCAUCUGAAGGACUUGUUUGUGUGUGGAAAGGAGGGCACCAGCCUGACCUGCAUCUUCCACCAUGUUCCUGUUGCUGCCUUUUGAUAGCUUGAUUGUCAACCUUCUGGGCAUCUCCCUGACUGUCCUCUUCACCCUGCUGCUCGUUUUCAUCAUAGUCCCUGCCAUUUUUGGAGUCUCCUUUGGUAUCCGAAAGCUCUACAUGAAAACAUUGUUAAAGAUCUUUGCGUGGGCUACCUUAAGAAUGGAAAGAGGAGCCAAGGAGAAGAACCACCAGCUUUACAAGCCCUACACCAACGGAAUCAUUGCAAAAGAUCCCACUUCUCUGGAAGAAGAAAUCAAAGAAAUUCGUCGAAGUGGUAGUAACAAGGCUUUGGAUAAGACACCCGAGUUUGAGCUCUCUGACAUCUUCUACUUUUGCCGGAAAGGAAUGGAGACUAUUAUGGAUGACGAAGUGACAAAGAGAUUCUCAGCAGAAGAGUUGGAGUCCUGGAACUUGCUGAGCAGAACCAAUUACAAUUUCCAAUAUAUAAGCCUGCGGCUUACCAUCCUCUGGGGGUUAGGAGUGCUGAUUCGGUAUUGCUUCCUUCUGCCACUCAGGAUUGCUCUGGCAUUCACGGGGAUUAGCCUCUUGGUAGUGGGCACUACUAUGGUUGGAUACCUGCCAAAUGGGAGGUUUAAGGAGUUUUUGAGUAAACACGUUCAUUUAAUGUGCUACCGUAUCUGUGUACGAGCCCUCACAGCCAUCAUCACCUACCACAACAGGAAAAACAGACCAAGAAAUGGUGGCAUCUGUGUGGCUAAUCAUACCUCUCCCAUUGAUGUGAUCAUCUUAGCCAGUGAUGGCUACUAUGCCAUGGUGGGACAGGUACACGGGGGCCUCAUGGGUGUGAUUCAAAGAGCCAUGGUCAAAGCCUGUCCCCAUGUCUGGUUUGAACGUUCUGAGGUGAAAGAUCGCCACCUGGUGGCUAAGAGAUUAACUGAGCACGUACAAGAUAAAAGCAAGCUGCCCAUCCUCAUCUUCCCAGAAGGAACCUGCAUCAAUAACACGUCAGUGAUGAUGUUCAAAAAGGGAAGCUUUGAAAUUGGAGCCACUGUUUACCCUGUUGCUAUCAAGUAUGACCCUCAGUUUGGUGACGCCUUCUGGAACAGCAGUAAGUACGGGAUGGUGACGUACUUGCUGAGAAUGAUGACCAGUUGGGCCAUUGUCUGCAGUGUCUGGUACCUGCCCCCUAUGACCAGAGAGAAAGAGGAAGAUGCUGUGCAGUUUGCUAACAGAGUGAAGUCUGCCAUUGCUCGGCAGGGAGGAUUGGUAGACCUUCUGUGGGACGGUGGAUUGAAGAGAGAAAAGGUAAAGGACACAUUCAAGGAGGAGCAGCAGAAACUGUAUAGCAAGAUGAUUGUUGGCAACCAUGAGGACCGGAGCCGGUCCUGAGCCUCUGUCUUGCACUGGCUGGAGCCGCCACCUCUAAAUCCUGAUGUGUGAACCAGCUGGAGUUGUUGCUGCCACAGCCUCUACCAUCAUCCCCGCCACCCACUGCUGCAUCCUUCCAGACUCGCCCUCAGGCUGUUCUGGACUCCAGGACUCGAGAGUCUUCAGGGCUCCAUGGGCUGCCUGCUCUGCUCUAACCAGAGUGCUGCUGGCUGGGGCUCCCUGGGACAGAAUGCCUCUUGUUCCUUUAUAGUAAGCCUCUAAGAGGAAUGCCAUUAAAACAGCUCUCUGUUCUGUGCUAGCUGGUGAGAAGGUGGUCCUGUUCUUGCCCUGACAGAAUGCUGGGUGUUACUGUGUAGGGACAUCCAUGCUGGGGAAAGUCAGAAAAGACACUGCUGAGGCGAGUGCCUAAACAGCCUCCAACCUUGGCUUUGAGGUGGGACAAAAAGAAACUGUCUUCGGGAUGUUCAUUUCGGUAGCAAGUGGAGUCAUAAGUUCCUGUGUUUCUACGUACGAAGAUCAUCAGAGGAGAUAGGAAGAAACCACUGGGACCCUGGGCAGCUGGCUAGCCCCAGGAGUCUUGAUUCAGACUCCAGGCUGAGCCUGAAUGCCUCACGUGACUUGUCUGUUUAGUAUGUCUCAGUUUCCCUGUUUGUCACAUGGAAUUGCAGAGAAAGGGUGAUGAUGCCUACCUCACAGGGUUGUUGUGGGGAUCCCAGUGCUACUGUAUUGAAGGAAAUGUGUGCUGCUCUCACAGGGACAGCUUUGUAGAAAGUGGCAGGACAAGGUCAGAGCUCACAGCUGCUGCCCGGGAUUUUUAAACUUGUUUUGUGAGUAAAUAAAACUGGAUGGUAAAUGAA
Messenger RNA from Psammomys obesus (fat sand rat), 3071 nucleotides. It is a transcript of the gene Gpat4, whose product is annotated as glycerol-3-phosphate acyltransferase 4. Gene Ontology annotation, molecular function: glycerol-3-phosphate O-acyltransferase activity. Lineage: Eukaryota; Metazoa; Chordata; Mammalia; Rodentia; Muridae. The transcript has 13 exons. Gene Ontology annotation, cellular component: endoplasmic reticulum. Gene Ontology annotation, biological process: triglyceride biosynthetic process. The record is from RefSeq and is a predicted model, not a curated record. The coding region runs from base 844 to 2214 and encodes 456 amino acids.